Monoraphidium neglectum is the source of this 1089-nucleotide messenger RNA. Its product is annotated as Replication factor C subunit 5. Gene Ontology annotation, molecular function: ATP hydrolysis activity; DNA binding; ATP binding. The transcript has 7 exons. Bases 1 to 1089 code for a protein of 362 amino acids. Gene Ontology annotation, cellular component: DNA replication factor C complex; nucleus. Gene Ontology annotation, biological process: DNA repair; DNA-templated DNA replication. NCBI's taxonomy places the organism in Eukaryota, Viridiplantae, Chlorophyta, Chlorophyceae, Sphaeropleales, Selenastraceae. The record is from RefSeq and is a predicted model, not a curated record.
AUGGAAAUAGACAAACCGCAAAACAUAGAGGGGAUAGCCAAGCUCGAUGAAGCGGAGGCAGGGACCAGUGCGGCGGGCAAGCGGCUACGCGUCGACCCAACAGUGGACGGCAAGGCAGCGCCGUGGGUCGAGAAAUACCGGCCAAAGACGCUCGACGACGUGGCGGCGCACAAGGAUAUCAUUGACACAAUUCGACGGCUGACUCGGGAGAACCGGCUGCCGCACCUGCUGCUGUACGGGCCGCCCGGCACCGGCAAAACGUCCACAAUCCUGGCGGUGGCGCGCCAGAUCUACGGCAAGGCGCUGCAGAACAUGACGCUGGAGCUCAACGCCUCGGACGAGCGCGGCAUUGACGUUGUGCGGCAGCAGAUCCAGGACUUCGCAAGCACGCGCAGCGUGUACAGCAACACAUUCAAGCUGGUGAUAUUGGAUGAGUGCGACGCCAUGACCAAGGACGCACAGUUUGCGCUGCGGCGAGUGAUUGAGAAGUACACGCGCAACACGCGCUUCUGCCUGAUUUGCAACUACGUGAUCAAGAUCAUCCCCGCGCUUCAGAGCCGCUGCACGCGCUUCCGCUUUCCCCCGCUGGACCCUGAGCACGUGCGGCUGCGGCUGGAGCAUGUUGUGGAGCAGGAGGGCGUCAAGAUGGGCCCCGGCGGCGUGGACGCGCUCAUCACCCUGGGGGCCGGCGACAUGCGCCGCAGCCUCAACAUCCUGCAGAGCGCCCACAUGGCGUUUGACGCGGUGGACGGCGACGCCGUGUACCUCUGCACGGGCAGCCCCAUGCCGCGCGACAUCGAGGCGGUGGUGAACUGGCUGCUGAACGAGGACUUCAACGAGGCCUUUCAGCGCAUCCUGCAGCUGCAGGUGGACAAGGGCAUCGCUCUCGUGGACAUCGUGCGGGAGCUGCACCCGUGGCUGUUCAACAUCCAAGCGCUGGGCCCGCCGCACGUGCGCGUCGCGCUGUGCGAGAAGCUGGCAGACAUCGAGUACCGCCUGGCGUACGGCACCAGUGAGAGGCUGCAGCUGGGCAGCCUGGUGGCGGCCUUCUCCCUUGCGAGGGACGAGAUCGUCGCCGCAGCAGAGUAA